AUGGCGAAUGAUACCGAAGAAAAAAUAGAUUUAUUGAUAAAUUCUUUAAAUGAUCGAUUACAUAUGGCAAUGAGUAAUAGAACAAAGAAUACGUUGCAUCAUUUAUAUAAACAUUUUGCUGGUUUUACUGAUAAUGAAAAUGCAUGUUUGCUAUUUGAUCGUUUUAUAACUGAAUUAGAUGAGGAUAUUCGUAUUGGUUAUUCAUGUUUUGAAGAAAAAGCAUUCAGUAUUCAAAUAAAUGAUUUACGAGAACGUGCACAACAUGCAAUCAAAGAAUUCACGUUCCAAAUCAGUAAUGAUUCAAAAACUGAUCAAAUUGAAUCGUCUAUGAACAGAUUGACGAAAAUAAUUAGUGACAUAUUUGUUGAAAUAACAGAUAUGUUUAAUAGCAUGAAUGUGCAAAUGGGUGGUCUUAGGAAAGAAGUUUUGGAACUUAGACAAGAAUUUGAUAUUUUAAAACAGCGUCAAAUGAUAAAUGAUCAUCAUCUUUUGGUCCGUGAAUUAUUUAAUAAUGCAAGAUUUCUUUUAAGUGAUUUAGUUCGACAGUUCUAUGAUGCUACAUUGAUCACGUUUGAUCCAAGAACUAACAAAUGGAAAAUUCGUUAUGAUGAUCAACGAUAUAUACCUCAUUGGACAAUCGCUGCACGAAUAUUUCAAGUGUAG
Rotaria sordida is the source of this 663-nucleotide messenger RNA. The record is from the annotation of a GenBank genome assembly. NCBI's taxonomy places the organism in Eukaryota, Metazoa, Rotifera, Eurotatoria, Philodinida, Philodinidae.